CAUAGAGAUCAUAUAAGUAGGGUUGUCAUUUAAUGGAAUUAUUGAUUUAGGAUAGACAACAUUAAAACCCUGGACUAUGCCAUUUAAGGUCCAAAUAUUUUUAAAUUGGAUACAAUAUCCCAAAAUAAAAAUUUGUAUAAGUUAUAAGCUGUAAUUGAAAUAAAAACAGAAAGAGAAAAUAUAGUUGCAAAGAUAAUAAAUCAUACAGAAAUUCCCCAGAUGUCCUCGGAUGCUUUAAAAGCUAGGAUAAAUUCAGAAAAUCGCGGACCUAUAACAGUUCACUGCACGAGGGAGAAAAAAACUGAAUUUUUAUAUUAAAUUAAGUUUUUCAAAAUAACACAUUUUUGAUUUUCAUUUAUUAUAAGUUUUAGAAUUAUAAAUCAUUCUUGAAAAAAUUCGUUCAACUAACACAUGUAUGUAUAUCUGUUUUUGUACUAUUAAUUUUGUAAUAUUAUUAUUUAUGUAAAGCUCAAUCUUUAAAAUUUUAAAUAAUUAUUUAUUCAAAUAAUCAUGUACGUAAAAGUUUAUGUGAUUACUGCCCCCUUAGUGUAAAAAUUAAAUUGUACCUUAACUCGCAUUAUAAGUACUGUAUAGUUUAUGACAUUCAUCUGCUACAAACUAAUGUUCAUUAAUAUACGCAAUAAAGAACAUGAAAUGUUUUAGGUUAAACUAACCUCGUUAUUCUUAUGAUAACAGUCGAUAAAUGAUCAAUGUUACCGUUUUAUAUCUAAAUAAUCUAUGAAUUUUAAAAUAAGAUAAAAUAGAAAUCUUUCGAAACAUUUUUCAGCAGAUACAUUAUUUCAUUAAACUUAAGAAGAUUUUAUAAUGGCAGAAAUAAUAUUAAGUGCUGGUGAAAAAACUUAUAUUCUUCAUGGAGUAGAUUUUCAUUAUACAUCUAUUAGGCAGACUCUAGGAAUGACGGUAGGAGACGUUCUGAAUAUCGUACUAUAGAAAUUGAAACUAAAUUAAUGCCACAAACUCAUGGAUCUGCAAGAUUACGUAUUGGAAAUACUGAUAUACUUGUCGGUAUUAAAGUUGAACUUGAUAUACCAAAUGCUGACAGACCAGAUGAGGGGUGUUUAGAAUUUUUUGUUGACUGUUCUGCCAAUGCAACUCCAGCAUUCGAAGGAAAAGGUGGUGAUGAUUUAGCAACUGAAAUAAGUAAUACUCUCACAGCGGCUUAUCAAACUCGUAGUGCUUUUGAUUUAAGGACGUUAUGUAUUUUACCUAGUAAAAAAUGUUGGAAAAUUUACGUUGAUAUAUUAGUUCUUCAAUGUGGUGGAAACUUGUUUGAUGCAAUAGGAGCUGCAGUUAAAGCUGCAUUAUACAGUACUGAAAUACCAAAAAUUACAGCUGCAACACUUGAUGGUGGAGAACCAGAUAUUCAGUUGUCGGAUGAUGCUUAUGACUGCAUUCAAUUAGAUACAAGUAACUAUCCAGUCAUUGUGACUCUAUGCAAAAUUGGAGAAAAUUAUGUUGUUGAUCCUACUUUGGAAGAAGAAGUAUGCAGCGCAAGCAAUAUAAUCAUGUCUGUAUUACCGCACGGUAAAAUUUCAUCAAUUAUUAAAUUGGGUUAUGCCAGCAUUCAACCAAGUACUUUUAAUAAAAUGUUAAAGAUGGGUGAAAGUAUAGGGUUACUGUUAAAUGAAGGCAUUAUGAAAGCUUUAAGGGAAGAAUCACAACUUGGUCGACAAAGGAAAGUAUUUGGGUUUCUUAGAUAAAGUAUUAUGCAAGACAACCAUAUUUUGCUUAUAAAUAUAUUUUAUUUUACUCAAUUACGUAUUUUUAUUCACCAUAAUAUUUUUUAACUUAAAACCCAAAUACAGAAAUGUUAUUUAAGAAAGAUAUUAUCCUAUUCAACAUUUUGAUGAAUGAAGUGAAAGGAUAUUCUUAACCUUUUGCGCUCAAGAGGUGACUCACAAUCACGACUAAAUUUGAUAUAGCAAAAUCGUAAUUUUAUAUAUUAUAUUAUGCUUUGUAUAAUGCAUUGAUAUGUGAAAUAUUGAAAUAAAAUAGCUUUAUUUCUUAAUUUAUCUAAGUUUCCUUA
Nomia melanderi (Alkali bee) is the source of this 2047-nucleotide messenger RNA. The record is from RefSeq and is a predicted model, not a curated record. Lineage: Eukaryota; Metazoa; Arthropoda; Insecta; Hymenoptera; Halictidae.